AUGGUUUCGACACGCACUGAGCCUGAGGCAGGUCAUGUUGCGGGAUAUAAGGAUAUGUCGCAUGAAUCUAACACACGGCCCUCUCCUGAUGUGAGGGAAUCGCAUAACGAUGCACAUGCGACUGCGGAGUUGUCGCAAACCCCACUGUCACAGACAGUUGACCACGGCCAGAACAAAACUGUAGAGGGAACGUCGAGUUCCUCUGUGACUGAGUCGGGGCAUGCCGCCUUGCCUCAGAUUCCUCCGACCGAUGGUCUCGAAAACUCCGCAGACAUCUGGGCCGACAGCGUAAAUAGCGAUUUGCGAAAAUACAAUCCGCCUACGCAACCAUUUUCUGCCCAAGGAACGGGACAGACGGAUUCCACCUCUCUAAAUGACCAGACACGGGGUGAGAUACCAACAUCUGGCAUACAGCUACAGUCGAAUAAUCCAUUUCUCAAAGCCAAACUGAGUCGCGAUAGUGGGUGUCUUCUAACUUCAUCAAUUAGACAGCGUUCACUGACCGUAGCUAUAGAAAAUUUGAACACAGCAUCAAAUGCUACUGAGGACCCUUUCGAUAACCCGAAUGCUUCUAUUCAGCCCCAACGUUCCUAUAAUGCCAACCAGAUCUGCGACAAAAUGGGCAACUUGACCCUGGAUUCCUCCGCACGUAAUAAUACUGUUGGCGCUCAUGAUAGCCAAGCCGUCCCUGCUGAAGGUAGGGUGCGCGCGACCCAUGAAGUUACAUCGCCAACGGAAUCCGGGGAUCUGAUCGAUUUAAACUCUCAUGACCACUCAGAACCAGAGACACACUCAGUGAUGCACACUCCUAGCGAGUCUAGUGAUGAGAAAAAAGAUAGAGGCAAAGGAGUGGCCAUUCAAAAUAGUGAACAUCUAGAGCCUGUUGUGACAAACCCAACCGGCCCAUCUCUAGUUCCGGGCAUAGUUGAACCAGCUUCGAGUCCUAAACCUGCAUCCCCUGCGCCGUCAUCUCAACACUCAAGCCAUAAGUCUGAAAUAUAUGAUAUUCGCAUUGUUAAUUGGACAGAUGGAACCACUGAGUUACGCCAGUCGCCAAUUUUGGUGCAAAAUGAAAAUGGGCCAUGUCCACUCCUUGCGUUAGUCAACGGCCUUGUCUUAAGGUCUCCGAUUAAUGCGCAAACGCCGCUUAUCCGGGCAUUGCAUUCUAGAGAAAGGAUAUCUCUAGGAUUGCUCAUACAGGCCCUGUUUGAUGAACUCAUCAGUUCACCAGACGGACAUAAUGAUCUGCCUGAUAUCGAAGCCUUAAGCGUGUUUCUCACAAUGUUGCACACUGGAAUGAACGUAAAUCCACGAUUAACUCCGAUACUACAUCCUCCUACACCUGGAACUUUUCUCAAGACACGAGAUAUUGAACUAUAUAGUACAUUUAACCUCCCGCUAGUCCAUGGCUGGACUGCGGCACCAUCUUCACCAACUCACGAAGCAAUGCUUCGUGUUGCCGAAUAUCACGACGAUAUUCAGUUACUUCAUUUCAAAAGAGAAGAUCUAGAAUCUAGAGCUAUAAAUACCGGGUCGUUAGCUCCAGACGAACAACGACUGUUUGAGGAUAUAGAUACCAUCCAACGAUUUGUGACCGUAGACCACCCUACCCAAUUGAGCCCCUUUGGCCUCCAGCACCUGGAGAGAUCCAUACCAGCGGGUAGCAUAUGUGUGUUAUUCAGGAACGAUCACUUUGCAACACUCUUUAAACACCCGAUAUCUAACCAGCUAUUCACACUGGUUACCGAUGCUGGGUAUGCCGGCCAUGCAGAAAUUGUCUGGGAGAGUCUGGUGGAUGUGAAUGGCACCAACUCGGAGCUAUACUCCGGUGACUUCCGCCCCGUAGGGCAUAGCAGCUCUGCACCUAGCCAGCCUCCGCCAUGCGCAGAAGAGCCAUCUUCGAGGGAGAAUGCGAGUGCUACCGAACAAACAGAUGCAGAUUAUGCCUUUGCCCUCUCGUUACAGUAUGAAGAUGAGCAAACCCGGCGAAACGAGCAAGGUCCUCCACAACCCCCACGCAGGUCACAGAACAACCUCAGAGUAAGCUCUGAAACUACAUCUCCCCGGGGUCGGUCUCAACAUCAAAUCCGGAACACCCGGUCCGCUAGCUUUUCACGACCUAAUUCUGCCCUUCCAUCAACUUUGACCCCCCUCCCCCGUACACCUACUACUCACCGCCCACCCCCAUCAAGGGCUCAAGGCUUCCCUCCAAUGGUUCCACCUGCCACUAACCAAAAUAAUCCCGUCAAUGACCCUAAUGCCCCUCCCCCGACCUAUGAGCAAGCUGCUCAAGAACCAGCAUAUAUCCCACCACCUAAUGGGCCCUUGCACCCUCAGCAGCAGCAGCAGCAGCAGCAACCCUAUAACGGUCCUAUGGGCCCAAAUCCUCAAUAUAAUCGAAUGUCGGGAUAUGGUCCAAGUCCACACAUGCCUGGCAGGAGACGACAAUACCCUGGCUCGCUGUCAACCUCUUCAUUACCCCAUCGUGACGAUUACUAUAGAGAAAGAGAUAGGAAUAAAGAUUGCAUUGUGAUGUGA
Molecule: messenger RNA, 2538 nt
Organism: Trichophyton benhamiae CBS 112371
Lineage: Eukaryota; Fungi; Ascomycota; Eurotiomycetes; Onygenales; Arthrodermataceae
Product: DUF455 domain protein
Exons: 2
Coding region: 1-2538 (845 amino acids)
Biological process (GO): protein K48-linked deubiquitination
Cellular component (GO): cell periphery; cytosol
Molecular function (GO): cysteine-type deubiquitinase activity; cysteine-type carboxypeptidase activity; K48-linked deubiquitinase activity
Source: RefSeq, a predicted model, not a curated record